Molecule: messenger RNA, 746 nt
Organism: Pelodiscus sinensis (Chinese soft-shelled turtle)
Lineage: Eukaryota; Metazoa; Chordata; Testudines; Trionychidae
Source: RefSeq, a predicted model, not a curated record
UCCCUCCCCAGCUUGGGCUUCAGUUGUCCCUCCCCUGCAAGCAGGCCUCCCCCCAUUAUUUUUAGCAAAAGCUGCAAACAGGCAAUAGACUUCCAUGAAUUUGUUAAUUGUCCACAACCUGUCCAUGACUUACUAAAAAUAACAAAAAAUCUGAAUCUUACUCAUGAAUGAUGGCUAGGUAUGCCUAGAGGUGGUAAAAGAGAAUAUAUUUGAAGAGGUUGGGAGGCAAGAGAGAGCUAAUUCCUCAGCACUAGAAGUCAAUAGAUACCUGUGCUGUAAAAGGAGGUGAUAAAUUACAUGUCAUGGGGAGUGGGGUGAAGGAGAACAGGAGUUUAUGGUUCUCUGAUUUGGCUGUGGCAAUUCUGUUCUGCCAAAUUGCUAGAUUGUGGAGCGAGGAUUGGAGAAAUCAAUUGUGUUUGAGGAUGACCUGCGGUUUGAAAUAUUCUUUAAACGACGGCUCAUGAAUCUGAUGUAUGACCUGGAAGAAGAAGGUCUGGAUUGGGACCUGAUUUACAUUGGAAGGAAACGAAUGCAGGUGGAGCAUCCAGAGAAGUCUGUGCCUCAUGUGCGGAAUCUGGUGGAGGCAGAUUAUUCCUACUGGACUCUAGCCUAUGUGAUUUCACUACAGGGUGCCCAGAAGCUGCUGGCAGCUGAGCCACUCUCCAAGAUGUUGCCUGUGGAUGAAUUCCUUCCGGUCAUGUUUGAUAAACACCCUGUGUGAGUCUGCAGUGCAUCCUGGGGCCUAG